Schistocerca serialis cubense is the source of this 2307-nucleotide messenger RNA. Its product is annotated as probable methyltransferase-like protein 25. Bases 141 to 1547 code for a protein of 468 amino acids. NCBI's taxonomy places the organism in Eukaryota, Metazoa, Arthropoda, Insecta, Orthoptera, Acrididae. The record is from RefSeq and is a predicted model, not a curated record. The transcript has 4 exons.
GCAAUUCAGAAAACGAGGACAUCCUGGAUCUCUUGAGUUCCAUAAGAGCAAAGUAUAGGAAACUGUGUGCUUUGUACAAAUUUAAUACUAUUAUUACAACUUCGGCGAAACUAUCAUUCUGAUAAACCUACAUUUUUAAAAUGGCGCUUCGAGCGAAAUUAGGUGAAGUUAUAGAGUUUUUUAAUAGGUUCUCGCAAUUAGCAAACUGUCAUUUGGUAAAUUUCAUCACUGAAGAUCUUUGGGAUACAUGUGUACCAGAGGAAUUGAAGAGUGAGAUCGAAUAUGUGGGUAUGGACAGUGCAUUGAGUUUGUUUUGGGACUCGAAAAGAGACUCUGCAUCAAGCAUGUUCCAUCUCAGUAAAUACUUGAUGGAAGCCAACGAAAUGUCAGCUGGUAUUUUGAACGAUAUUUGCUUAUCACCUUCUGAUCUUAGGAGCAAGAUUAUAUCUUGGGGAUCUAGUUCUCAGAGUAUUCCUCAGCUUAAUCAGUUUAUGUCCCCCAAAAAGGCACAUGAAGUUGAAAUAAUGAGUGAACUGGUUGCUGCACUUUCAAAAGUGGCUGGUACAAGCCACAUUGUUGAUGUUGGUAGUGGGAAAGGCUACUUGACCUCUCUGCUUGCAUUACACCACAGUCUGAAAGUGUUAGGAGUUGAUUCUUCUUCAGUCAAUACACAUGGGGCAACUAAACGGACCCAGAAAUUACAGAAAGCUUGGAGACCAGCGUUAAUAAAACUGGAGAAGCCUCAAACAGAGAAGACUCAGAUUCGUCAUGGAAAGCAUUGGAAAGCUAAGAUGCAAGCUGAUGCUUCAACUUCUCAAAAUCAGCAACUGAGUGAGACUGAAAAUCUUGAGUCCAGUGAGGGUGUAUUUGCUUUGUACAAGCGAGCAACAGCAUAUAUCUCUGAAGAAAGUGAUUUAGCUGCCCUUGUGACAGAACAUUUUGGUAGCUAUGAUUCUUGCAGUAAUAUUCUUUUAACAGGGCUGCACACUUGUGGUAAUCUGGCACCUGCUUGCCUACAGUUGUUUGUAAGGGAGAAUAAUGUAAGUGCAGUGUGCAAUGUUGGUUGCUGUUAUCAUCUUCUUGAGGAACACUUUUGUGAAAAUCCAUUUCCAAAAAGACUUUUGUGUGAUAGCGAACACAAACUGUACCAUGGGUUUCCAUUGAGCCAGUAUUUGAUAAGAAAAAAAUUUGUUCUGGGGCGCAAUGCCAGGAUGCUGUCAGCGCAGUGUGUGCAAAGGAUCUUAGUAAAAAGAGAGGUAUAUUUGUAUGUUCUGAUUAAUGAUGGAAUGCUAGUUUCAUUGAAUGAAAUAGAAAGUCUUUAUAAGAGUCAUCAGUCACACCAACAGAAGCUCUCAGUAUUCUUCAUGCUCCGUGCAGUAUUAGCUCCUGUGAUUGAAACAAUAAUUUUGCUGGAUCGUCUCCUUUACCUCCAUGAACAGGGAACUGCAGAUGCUCAUCUAGUGCAACUGUUUGAUCCGGUCACAUCACCAAGGUGUUAUGCAGUUCUAGCCAUAAAACAGAGCAAACUGGAAGUUAAUACUUCAUAAACAAUGGGUUCAAUGUUAAACCUUAUUUAUGCAAAACAUGUCUUCUCGUGUUCUGAUUGUGCAUUGUGGACUCAAUUUUCUGGAUGGAUUCAGAAAAAUUCUUUUUGUUACCAUAUUUCCAAAUGAUGUAGUUAUAUAACUGUUCAAGAUCAAUUUUGUCUUUUAAGUAAAAUGAUUUCAGUGAGAAAGAGUGGGCCAUGAGAGAGUUAACAGCUGUGGUAUUCUUGAAGGGUCACAUUUUAUCACUUAGUGAAAAAAGAGAGAAAGGGGAAGCAGAAUGUGAUUCAUAAUAAAACGCUCAUUCCACGUGACGAACGGAUAUGGACAGAAAUUUGUUUGUCUUUGCAGCGGUCCUCUUGAUACUGACUAAAUUUCAGUUUAAUCACACUGAAGAGAACCAUUCUAAAAUAUCUCAGAUGUCAGAUUUAUAGUUAUUCUGAUGUUUCAUAAUGAUGAGGCAAACAACCAAAAGGGUUUUAUUCAAACUGACACUGGCUGUGGAAGCCUGUGUUCUCACUUUAAACAUAUUUUUGAUAAUGCAGGAUGAUCUAGCCUGGAACCCUUUUAUUUUCUGUACUGUAUUUUAAGUAUUCUUUCACACACUGCAUCAUAAGACUUUAUUUUAAUCUUCGUUGAGUUCCAUGGAGAAAUAUUGUAUUAAUUGUAUCUGUAGGAACUGAAACACCAGAAGUGUAUUAAUGUGGUAGUCUAUUCUGUGUUCAUCUGUUAUUGGAGUAAGAAUAUAGCAAAGUGUUUUCAA